CAUCCAGAAGGAUCUAUAGGAAAUUCUCACAAACAGAGCUCGAGGAGGGGAGACGGAGCUUAUGCUGCUGCAGUUUUAGGGUCAUAGUGUUGUGCUCUAUCUUGUGGGAAUCAAUGGCCUUAUGGAUGGAAGCAGGGUCGGAACCGACGACGGAGAGUGAAAAGGCUGAUCUUGACGCAAUUUCAGCUCUCAAAGAAUCUGCCGCCCUCGAAUUCAAAGAAAAGGGUAAUGAAUGCGUGAGGAAGGGGAAAAAGCAUUACUCUGAUGCCGCUGAUUUCUACACGAAAGCAAUCAAUCAGAAUGUUUUAAGUGAUUCAGAGACCUCAAUCUUGUUCUCGAAUCGAGCUCAUGUCAAUCUACUGUUAGGAAACUAUCGACGUGCCCUCACAGAUGCUGAAGAAGCAAUCAGGCUCUCCUCAACAAAUGUUAAGGCAUUCUAUCGAGCUGCAAAGGCAUCAAUGUCAUUGAAUUUGCUAAACGAAGCAAAAACUUACUGCGAUAAAGGAAUUGGGCAAGAUCCAGGCAACGAGGGACUGAAGAAGCUUUUAAGGCAGGUGAAUUCAAAGAAACAGGAUCAAGAACAACAUGAGGCUGAAGUCUCACGGGCUGUGGCAGAUGCCAAGACUUGUCUCUCAGCAAUAGAGAGCAGAGGCGUGAAGAUCGGUAAGGCAAUGUUCCGAGAACUCACAGGUUUGAGAAAACCAGUGUUAGAUAAAAACAACAUUCUCCAUUGGCCUGUCCUGCUUCUGUAUGCCGAAGUCAUGACCAGCGACUUCAUCGAGGAUUUCUGUGAAACAGACAUGCUCUCAACACAUCUCGAUCUCAUGUUCUCAGAGGAUUGCCCGCCACUGCCAUGGGAUAAAGAUAACAAUUACACACGUGAUGCGAUUGAGCUGUACUAUGAGGCAGGCUCUGGAGCUGCUUUGUCAAGGUGUAGAAUUAUUCGGUACCUUCUAGAAGGUACCAAAGGUUCUGAAGCUGAAAGUAGAGGCGAUGAUGACGGCAAUGUAGCUCCUAAAAGUGCACCAAAAGGGAAGGGAGAGAGGAGAAUGGUUAGAGUGAAGGAGAGGAGAACGUUGUAUGAUGUGUUGAAAGAGCCUUCCUUCAUCAUCCCUGAGAUUCCUGUGUUUUAUGUUGUUUCGAAGCGGUCCAGUUUCUACCAUGACUUCACCGCCGGAAAAUGGACUAUUCGGUAAAAGGGAUGAUGUACCACCACAUACUUUAGCUGUCUUCUUGGAUAUUUCAUCCACUCCCUUUUUUUUUUUUGGUGAAUUACUAAAUUCCAAAAAUAUUUUUUUGUACAAUUAGUAUUAAUCCUUUCCUUUAAAAAAAAAUCUUUUUAACUCGAUGUUUUCUUUGAAAAUGAAAUGAUGAUGCAAACGAGUGGAGUUGGAGACAC
Tarenaya hassleriana is the source of this 1399-nucleotide messenger RNA. RefSeq names its product tetratricopeptide repeat protein 4 homolog. The record is from RefSeq and is a predicted model, not a curated record. NCBI's taxonomy places the organism in Eukaryota, Viridiplantae, Streptophyta, Magnoliopsida, Brassicales, Cleomaceae. Gene Ontology annotation, molecular function: Hsp90 protein binding. The transcript has 8 exons. Bases 114 to 1196 code for a protein of 360 amino acids.